This is a messenger RNA of Blastomyces dermatitidis ER-3, 855 nucleotides long. RefSeq lists its product as uncharacterized. Bases 1 to 855 code for a protein of 284 amino acids. The transcript is spliced from 3 exons. The record is from RefSeq and is a predicted model, not a curated record. Lineage: Eukaryota; Fungi; Ascomycota; Eurotiomycetes; Onygenales; Ajellomycetaceae.
AUGAGUGACACCGGCAACAACCCGGAGAGCAACCCGGGCGGGACCGCGAACUAUGAAGCUCAAGCACUCCAUCCGACCUGCUUCAUCCUGCAGCCACCACCUCUACCCGCUGAAGCCUGUCCCGUCGCUGAUUCAAACGACCCGGACAAUGCUGUCGGCACUGUUGACAAUCCCGCCCAUUUUGCCCAGAAGCAACCACCAACUAGCCCACAACCGCCAAGGCACCCCCCCCCCAGGGUUGAAGUGGUGAUUUCUACCCUCCGCCAUGCUCGCGAUCCGCAAACCCUUGAUGUCCCAGAUGAUCAGGGCUCCAUCCAGCAGGGGCCAACCUCAGUACAUGACCGCAAACGUGAUGGCAGUGCCGCAGAGAAUGAGUGGCUGCUGCAGAACGUGCCCGUGCCUGCAUACAUGACAACGACGCUGAAGACAAGAGUGGCGAAGGAGACGAUACUGGUUUUGGUCCGAACAGAUCGUGAAGAGAGCGGUAGGGAGCCCGGGCGAGUAGGUCAUACUUCACUGCCUCUAGAGGCGAUGACACUGGCUUCUGCUGUUGCACUUGAACUCUACUCGCCCCUUAUGCGCCCUUCAACAAUGGGCACCCUUACUGCCCGCCCCAGAGGGUCUGGAGAAGGGUCUGGCCCGCCACACGCUGUCGCGGGCUGUGAGGAGAGGAUCAGCGAUCAAGAAGCAAACCGGUCCCGAUGGUCUGAGGAGGACGAAAAGCUUCUUCUGUCGUUGAGGCACCAGAACAAGACUUGGGAGGUGAUACAGCAGAGGUUCCUAAACAAAACGCUGUGGUCAUUGUGGCAAAGGUACUCGAUUCUCAAUAGCCGAUCAACACUAAUAAGUAGCUAA